Messenger RNA from Cornus florida, 3273 nucleotides. RefSeq names its product pentatricopeptide repeat-containing protein At4g30700. The coding region runs from base 324 to 2705 and encodes 793 amino acids. Lineage: Eukaryota; Viridiplantae; Streptophyta; Magnoliopsida; Cornales; Cornaceae. Gene Ontology annotation, biological process: RNA modification. Gene Ontology annotation, molecular function: protein binding; zinc ion binding; RNA binding. The record is from RefSeq and is a predicted model, not a curated record. The transcript has a single exon.
CAUACCAGCACUCGGCGCCUUUAGCCCUAAGAAUUAGUCCGGUGGCCGGAGAGGAUUGUGUCAAUUUAUUAAAACAAAUUGACGUUAGAAAUUGAUGUCUAACUCUAACGUCAGGGGCCUCGCAUCCUAUGAGUUGGUCUAACGAACCACACUCCCACUGGCUCCCGUGUUGUUUCGGCAUCAAAUACGAAUGGAAGGAACUAUAUAUUUAGCUUUGCAAUCUGUUGUUCAUGGAUAAGAAUUUCAUUCACUCCACAACGAUCCCACAAGUUUGAGUUACCGUUUAAAGUUUUGUUUCAUCGAUCAGUUUAAUUUAUCACCGAAUGUUUCCGAAACAAAUGAUUUGCAGAAGCAUACCCACCUCUGCAUCAUGUGAUCGAAACUUGUUCCUGAACCUCAUCAACAAAGCCCCCACUCUCUCUCAACUCAACCAAACACACGCUCAAAUCAUCGUCAACGGUCAGCAAGACCACAUCCCAACGGUCACCAAGCUGACCCAAAAGCUUUCUGACCUUGGGGACAUAACCCAAGCAAGCCUCCUUUGUUCAACAUUCCCCAAACCUGACCUCUUUCUCUACAAUGUCCUCAUCAAAGGAUUCUCACACAACAAAUCACCAGCCAAUGCGGUCUCUCUCUACCUUCACCUUCGCCAAAACACCACCCUUAAGCCGGAUAACUAUACGUACGCAUUCACUGUGUCUGCUUCGUCGGCUUUGUCAUCGGUGAAAGUUGGGUUAUUGCUUCAUGGGCAUGCAAUCGUUGAUGGGUACGCCUCGGAUUUGUUUGUGGGGUCUGCUGUUAUUAAUAUGUACCUUAGUUUUUCCAAGGUUGCACUUGCGUACAAAGUGUUUGAUGGAAUUCCUGAGCCGGACACGGUUUUGUGGAACACGAUGAUUUCUGGGUUGGUGAAGAAUUGUUGUUUUGAGGACUCCAUGCGGGUUUUGAGGGAUAUGGUUGUGAGGGGGACUCAAUUGGAUUCGACAACAUUGGCUGCAUUUCUUCCAGGGGCUGCGGAAUUGCAGGACUUGAGAAUGGGGAUGAUGAUACAGUGUUUGGCAAUGAAGGUUGGGUUUCAUUGUGAUGAUUAUGUUCUCACGGAUCUGAUUUCUUUGUAUUCAAAAUGCGGGGAGAUUCCAACAGCGUGGUUGUUGUUUCAGCAAAUUCAGCUGCCGGAUUUAAUAUCAUAUAAUGCAAUGAUUUCUGGCUUUUCUUCUUGCAAUGAGACCAAGUCUUCUGUGAGGCUUUUCAGAGAACUGCUUGUUUUAGGGCUGAAAGCCAAUUCAAGCACCAUUGUAGGUUUAAUUCCCGUUGUUUCUCCCUUUGGUCAUUUGGAUCUUACACGCUCAAUCCAUAGUUUCUGCUUGAAAUCUGGUAUUGUAUUUAAUUCUUCAGUGUCAACCGCAUUAACUACAGUUUAUAGUCAUCUGAAUGAAAUUGAGUCUGCAAAGCAGCUUUUUGAUGAAUCCCCAGAGAAAAGCUUGGCAUCUUGGAAUGCUAUGAUUUCAGGUUAUGCACAAAAUGGGCUAACAGAAACUGCAAUAUCCCUCUUCCGGGAAAUGCAAAUGCUUCAUAUCCGUCCAAACCCUGUCACUGUUACCAGUAUUCUUUCGGCUUGUGCUCAACUAGGAGCUAUAAGUCUAGGAAAAUGGGUCCAUGACUUGAUAAACAGAGAGAAUUUUGAAUCCAACAUAUACGUGUCAACUGCUUUAAUAGACAUGUACGCAAAGUGCGGAAAUAUUGGGGAGGCUAGGCAAUUAUUUGACAUCAUGCCCGAGAAGAAUAUGGUCACUUGGAAUGUCAUGAUCUCUGGUUAUGGCCUCCACGGACACGGGAACGAAGCACUAAAGCUCUUUACUAAAAUGGUGGAUUCUGGGGUUCCCCUAUCUGGGGUUACUUUCCUUUCUGUCUUGUAUGCUUGCAGCCAUGCAGGCCUGGUGAGAGAAGGAGAGGAAAUUUUUCAUUCAAUGCUUCAUAAUCAUGGCUUUGAGCCAUUGGCUGAGCAUUAUGCCUGCAUGGUUGACCUCCUUGGUCGAGCUGGAAACUUAGAUAAGGCCUUGGAAUUUAUAAAGAGAAUGCCGGUUGAACCAGGUCCUGAAGUGUGGGGUGCAUUACUAGGUGCUUGCAUGAUUCACAAGGACACAAACCUAGCACGUUUUGCUUCUGACAAGUUGUUUGAAUUGGCCCCAGAAAAUGUAGGAUACUAUGUUUUACUCUCUAACAUAUACUCAGCUGACCGGAACUAUCCUCAGGCUGCUUCAGUACGACAAGUUGCCAAGAAGAGAAAUCUGGAAAAGGCUCCCGGGUGCACUCUUAUUGAGGUUGGUGAGACCCCACAUGUAUUUACAUCCAGUGACCAGUCUCACCCACAAGCAACAGCGAUCUACACGAUGCUGGAAAAGUUGAUGGGAAAGAUGAGGGAGGCCGGCUUUCAGACAGAUACAGUCACAGCAUUGCAUGACGUGGAGGAGGAAGAGAAGGAGCUGAUGGUGAAAUUUCAUAGUGAGAAGUUGGCAAUUGCUUUUGGGCUUAUUACUUCUGAACCAGGAACUGAGAUCAGGAUCAUAAAAAAUCUUCGGGUUUGUUUAGAUUGCCAUAAUUUUACUAAAUUCGUAUCCAAGAUCACAGAGAGAGUUAUUGUUGUGAGGGAUGCUAAUAGGUUCCAUCAUUUUAAGGACGGUGUGUGUUCUUGCAGAGACUAUUGGUGAAACUUUUGUUAUCUGCAGAGUGAGAUCUGCAUCUAACUGUACCAUUGGAGUUUCAUGCCAUCAAACUGGGACAACCUUGUGGUUAUUGCCAAAACUAUACAAAACAAGAUCUUAUUGUGUCUGUGUUCUGGCAUGACACUCCGCGACAUUAAUAGAAGUUAUACUUUUUUCUCACAGCAAAACAAAUUAUAAUUAUAUCUCAUUCAAACCGACUCAACCCAUCUCCUCCAUUACAUCCUACAAACUCUUUCAGCGAUGUGUUGCUCAACUUGAAUAAGCCCUCUUGGCAGUCAAUGUGAAGGGCAAGCUCUUCCUCUUUUACUGGUAGAAAGGAGACCUGACCCGACCCAUGCAAGUUUCUUACUGACAUUCUUAAACGUUUGACAUGUGUUUGGCAGAGAUUUGGGGGAUCUCAGUUUUGUGACACAGGUGAGCAACUGUACAGAGGCAUUUUUCAUUCUGCACUCAACUUCCUGUAAUAUUCUGGUUAUUGUUAUAGCAAAUUUUUUUCCUAACAAUUUUUUGGAUUAUUAUUUUGUUUACUCAAAAGGUGCAACUUUCAUGGGAA